CUUAUUUUACAAAUUUGUUUUUGUUUUCUUCAGUUGACAUGUGACCAAAUCUGCAGUUAAAAGCUGUAUUCUGAAAUUACAGUUGAGGGGUUUUUGAUGCGCAAUUGCAAUGGACAGCAUCAGAUAUGAAAACUGCUAUGCAGCCAGUGAGGUUUCCAAACAGAUGGUUCCUUCUGACUGGAGAAAUGUUGAAUGGACCAACAAAAUGAAAGUCUACCUGAAUUCUGACCAAGCUGUUACUGCCAAGGAUCUGCUCAGCAUGUUCUCACCUUUUGGAUGUGUCAUCUCUGUUCAGACGACUGUGAAAAACAAUCACAGAUACGGCAUGGUGCAUUACCACAGUGCCGAUGAAGCUGCCGUGGCCUUGAGGGAAAUGAAGAGACGCACCAAAGUCUUCUUUGUAGCUCAAGUAGGUAUCAGGGAGGUCGGAGAGGGCCGCAAGGAUAAAAGAUCAGAACGUCCUGAUCGACCACCACCAGGCAGCUGUAGUUACCGCCCACUGUACAGACGUCCCAUUCUGUGGGAACCACUGUUUCCAGCUUACAGACGGACUGUAUCUAUUGAAAUUGAUAACCUCCCACGAUCUUGGUAUGAAAGAGAGCUGCUGCUCAGCCUCCUCCCUCCGACCACCAUUGAUGUAAAGGUGUUUAAGAGAAAAGCCUGUGUGGUCUUGCUGGACUUCUCCAGUGCCUUGAGGCUCAGGGAUUUGUUAAACAAUGCCUUUAACCACCUCCGCUUUAUGUUUUCACCUCAUGGAAGACGGAGGCGCCCCGCAGUGCGGCCUUUCAUACGAAAGAAGACAUCGGCAGCCGGCACCGUGCUCUGCUCUCGGUGACCUGUGACCUCUGCAUGCUGUUACAUAUACAGAUCAACACAAAAGCAGCAAGAACACAACUUCAUUAAAAUGAUAAAUGUAAACGUU
This is a messenger RNA of Oreochromis aureus, 922 nucleotides long. RefSeq lists its product as uncharacterized. Gene Ontology annotation, molecular function: RNA binding. The coding region runs from base 110 to 835 and encodes 241 amino acids. The record is from RefSeq and is a predicted model, not a curated record. NCBI's taxonomy places the organism in Eukaryota, Metazoa, Chordata, Actinopteri, Cichliformes, Cichlidae. The transcript has 5 exons.